Pan troglodytes (chimpanzee) is the source of this 3277-nucleotide messenger RNA. It is a transcript of the gene QTGAL, whose product is annotated as queuosine-tRNA galactosyltransferase. Bases 242 to 1327 code for a protein of 361 amino acids. The transcript has 13 exons. NCBI's taxonomy places the organism in Eukaryota, Metazoa, Chordata, Mammalia, Primates, Hominidae. The record is from RefSeq and is a predicted model, not a curated record.
GAGGCUUCCACGGGCCAAGGAGGCGGCCCCGAGAGGUGACCCGGGACCAGGGCGUGGCCCAUGGCGGAAGACUGAGGCCGCGACCUCCCGGCCCCGCCCCGCGCCGAGCAGCCCCGCUCCUGCCACGCCCCGCCGGGAGGCCCACCCCUAUGGACGCCGCUCUGCACCAAUCAGAGAUUGCCUGGCCUCGGACCCGCCUCCUGGUGCCGCCCGCGCAGGCGCCGUAGGCCGAAGCGGCGGGAUGAGCGGAGCCGGCGUGGGCGGGGCGUCCGAAGAGCGCCAGGCCAUGCAGGCCCACGUGUCUAUUAUCCUCCCAGUCCACAACGCUGAACCGUGGCUGGACGAAUGUUUGAGGUCUGUUUUGCAACAGGACUUUGAAGGUACCAUGGAGCUGUCUGUUUUCAAUGAUGCCAGUAAGGACAAGUCUGGGGCUAUCAUUGAAAAAUGGAGAGUGAAGCUGGAAGAUUCCGGUGUCCACGUGAUCAUUGGGGGGCACGAUUCUCCUUCUCCUAGAGGCGUCGGAUACGCUAAAAAUCAAGCAGUUGCCCAGAGCUCAGGGUCUUACCUUUGCUUUUUGGAUUCGGAUGAUGUCAUGAUGCCCCAGCGGGUGAGGCUGCAACACGAGGCUGCCGUUCAGCACCCGUCGAGCAUCAUUGGUUGCAGAGUGAGGAGAGAUCCCCCUAACUCCACCGAACGAUACACACGUUGGAUCAACCAGCUGACGCCGGAGCAGCUCCUGACCCAGGUUUUCACCUCAAAUGGCCCCACGGUGAUCAUGCCCACCUGGUUCUGCUCGCGAGCGUGGUUCUCCCACGUGGGCCCCUUUAACGAGGGAGGUCAGGGCGUCCCGGAGGACCUGCUGUUCUUCUACGAGCACCUCAGGAAGGGCGGCGGCGUCAUCCGCGUGGACCAGAGUCUCCUGCUGUAUCGCCACCACCCACAGGCGGCCACGCACUGCGUCCUCGAGACGACCAUCUGGACCCACCGCGUCCGCUUCCUGGAAGAGCAGGCCCUGCCCCGCUGGGCGGCCUUCACCAUCUGGAACGCUGGCAAGCAGGGGCGCCGGCUGUACCGCAGCUUGACUGCCGGCAGCCAGCGCAAGGUGGUGGCAUUCUGUGACGUGGACGAGAACAAGAUCAGGAAAGGCUUCUAUUGCCACGAGGACUCUCAGGAAAGACCCAAGCCCCGAAUCCCCAUCCUGCACUUCCGAGCCGCCCGGCCACCCUUCGUCAUCUGUGUGAAGCUGGACCUCACAGGGGGCGCCUUUGAGGACAACCUGAGGUCACUGCACUUGCAGGAGGGCCAGGACUUCCUUCACUUCAGCUGACGGACCAACCCAUGGCAGCUGCUCCCAGUGCAUCCCAGGCCAGCAGGAGCUUUGUGAGCUGCAGGCAUGGCUAUGGUGCGCCUGUUCCACACCCAGCAGGCGUGACCAGAGUCUCGUGUGUGCUGACCACAGGAGCCAAGCCUUUUCCACUGUGUGGACUCAUGUGGCCGACUCAUGUGGCCAAGGCUAGGCUUGGUCACCCAGGACCCUCACCACAUGACCCCAGCCAAUCGAGGGGACAGUUCAAGGAGGAGGAGACCCCUAUUACACAGGUUGGAAUAAAAUGUUUACAUCUCGUAAAAAUGUAACCCAAGGCUCUUUUAGGGGAUAAAGACUAUUGGCCACCAGGUCAAACACAACAAUGGUAGUGUGUGAACCCCACACUCCUGUGUGACCAGGUCGUCACACACAUCCCGUGAAGAGCUGUCUGCUAAACACACAGCACGGACUGUCACAGUCCUGGCCUUGUGGUCCUGGUGACCUCACAAGCCUCACAGAUGCGGUGGCACCUCCCAGUUCUCGGCCUGCCCAUGUUCCUGUGUCCAGGCCCCAUCCCCACCUGAGAGCAGGCCGGGGAGCCACCCUAAUCUACACCACGCACACGGCACCCCUGGGCUCCUCACAUAGGGAAAGGGUUGCUCACCCAAGCCCUUGGGCCUCUGAGUGGCCACACCUGGGGCUGCUUUGGUGCUGCUGGCUGUGGUUCUGCACCUCAAGCCCUGUGAGCACAGCACAGGUCCCAGAGAUGAGAUGGGUGUGGGUUGCUACCACAGUGGAAUUUUUAUACACGUUCCCCUCACCAGCUUUGGGAUGGAUCAGCACGAGCUCAGACACAGAGACAAAGGUAGUCUCCUGCCCUUUGCCUAAAAACCCAAGUGUGGACUCUGCCCAGGCUCUCCUAAGACAGUGUAAUUAUUUCAAGAAUGGUAUUUAUUUCCCACAUUACUGUAGAGGCACACAUUGGACUCUGACGAUUCCCCUUGCAGCAGACAUUUGUGAAGCUGCUGGUCGGCACACCCAUCAGUGACUCCUGCACUGCAGAGGGGCCACAUGCAUGAUGCUCACGUGUGCACAGGGGGGAGGACAGCACCCCCACCAGGCAGACAGGCCCAGAAACAGCAUCUGCCCAGCACUCCAGAACAUGCCUGCCACCAGGGCUUCUCAGUUCUCUCUCUAGCAUUUGAACCUCUGAUUUAACAUUCAUCUCUCUCCAUGACUGGGUGGGGCACUGCCUGUGGCCGGACGUCUCCCACAGCAGGGACAGCACCAGGCAAGAAGGGGGGCUGGUCUCCAGGCAGGAGGAGUGGAGCCCACCUCCCCUCUGGCUGACCUCUGGGCAGUGAGCCUCUCCAUCACCCCUACACACAUCAGGCUCAGAGACAAAAGGCAGGAACUUCUUGGUACAUGAUUUUAUAGGAAGCACAUUUGUGUUCAAGUGAAGGCAGAGGCGUCCACCCCAAGUCACCAGAGCGCAGGUGCAGAGAGGAAAAGCUGUCAGCUAGUGCCAGCCUCCAAGGGCCAGCGCUGCCCUUCAACAGCUGGAGGCACCACUGUGCGAGGCUUUCCACACCGGCCUCCCUCAGGAACAAGACAUCGUCACCAGGCAGGGGUGAGGUAUGGGCUCCAGGACUGGCUUCAGCAGGCACCAGGCUGAAGAAGAGACAAGACAAGCUCAGGCUGGUCAGCUCCAACACACACCAUUCCCAGCCAGGGGACCCUCGCCCCUCUGGGUCCUGUGUGGGGACUGACACGGUUCCUGCAGGAAACCAUUUGUGCUGUUUCCCACACACCCGGCAGCCCGAGCUAUGUGGCUGACAGGUGCUCAUGACUAACGUGUCCUCGGAAGGGCACCCCAUCUGGGGAGCGGGAAGGGAGGUUCACUGCACUGCUCUUAACCUGUAUUCACACGUUUGAAAUUUUUCCUAAUAAAAAUGUAAAAAGCACAUUUAA